Molecule: messenger RNA, 924 nt
Organism: Coregonus clupeaformis (lake whitefish)
Lineage: Eukaryota; Metazoa; Chordata; Actinopteri; Salmoniformes; Salmonidae
Exons: 2
Coding region: 88-789 (233 amino acids)
Source: RefSeq, a predicted model, not a curated record
GCUUAUUGGAGAAUUGUACCAGUAAUCAAUUUUCUCACAUCAUUUUGCUGCAAAUCCAGUGUUUUCUUUUACCAGAUUAAAAAAAGAAUGUCCCUCUAUGUGACAAGAGAGAACUCAAAUGAGGAAGCCUUUCCCCCUCUAUCCCCCACGCCGCUGUACCAUGGAUACCUUUUCCAUUCGCAGAACCUCCCCAGCCAGGUCCCUGCCUUUUUCCACUAUCAGCCUUAUCAAUACUGGAGCCCUUCAUCACCAACCCAUCAUACCCACCUGCGGGCAAUGGACAUGUACUACCAGAGCCCACAACAAGCCUCUGCCCCCUGGGAACAGCAAAGUCUUAGCUAUACUGGCUAUACACCAUCCUCUCAUACUGAGCAACAGUAUGGGAACUUCUACAAUUAUCCCUUGUCCCAUGGAGAUCACUACCAAACCAUGCAGUAUCGGGGGGCUCUAUGGUCGCCACCACCGAUAAAGGUACCACAAACCCCCACCUAUGACAAGCGGGUGUUGGAACAGCUAGGUCCUGUGUGUCCUCUGAUGGUAGCCAUGAUGGUGGCAGGUAUACCAGUGGUCCCUGUGGUUGGGAUAGGCUUGGGCAGUGUGCGGUUAACAGCCCAACGGUUCAUGGAAAGGAACCCGAGGAUGGAUGUGCUUUGGAAGGAGGAGAUAGAAGAUAUUCUGGCAUCAUUCGACAGUUCUGAGGAGGAGAGAUACUGGAGUGAAGGAUCAUUCCUAGCACAGCUGUACAGCAGUCCUAUUCCUCUUGGCCAGUUUGGCCACUUUGUCUGUUAGGGCUAGGAGAGGCUUGUACAAUAAAACAUCUUUAGUACAAUAUUGAGCUUUAUGUUGUGGAAAGUAGCCACCUUCCUCUGGAUGUUGAACAUUGCUUUUACUAAAUUGCACCGGUAUGUUUAUUAAUGUUUUCAA